AUGCACAACCCCGCCAAGAUCCCCGGACAAGCCCCGGAGCCCGGUGACGCCGACGCCAAGUCCAGAGCUCAGCCAACCCAGGUCCGUUUCUCCUCCAUCACGGAAGAAAUUGAACCAGGUCAAUCCGAAUUGUCCCCUGUGCCAGAGCAACCGUAUCAGUCUCUGUCAGGACCUACAGACGAGGAACAAUUACGGUCGCUGGCGAUGAGUAUGCAGGGCGCACAGCUUCAGGAGUCGCGCGUGCGCAAGUUCUCUUUUGACCCCAUGUCUCUUCCUUCCUCCAGGGUUGGCUCUCGAGAGUCGAGUGAUCGUAGCGGGCUUGGCACCGGUGCCUUUGCCUCUCCGCAUGCGUCUCCUCCGGUCUCUGCUGUACAGUCACCGCCUCUUACUCCAGCCGCAACCCAUUCUCGCGAAGGCAGAAUUAGCGACAGUGCCUCUCUGAAAGCUACCAGCCGACCCCACCUAGACACCAAUUUCACCCCUGAAGCAUCACCUCCAGUCGGUCCGAACGACAAGAACGGCACGUCUCGACCCGGCUUAUCCUCCCGACCCCUGUCCACCGAUCACCUGCCCACCAGAAAAAGUGAAGGUUCAGACCGAGCUCCUCAUCACAUUCAACUACCGAAACAUCGUGCGCAAUUCUUCGUUGGAAAUGACGGGGGCGCCCAAGAAGAAAGCCCCCCCUCCACUCCAAGAGAGCCUAUUACCCCGCCAGGGGCCAUGACCCCCGUUGGCGAACCUAAUGACCCAUAUGCGCGCCAUAAGCGACCACCUCAAUCCAAAAACCUUGCCCAACUGGAUCCGCGGUUUAUCUUCAGCGGCCGAGAUGUCAAACGCUCAUUCCGUCCGGGCGCUCCCCGAUCCACCAGCGCAAGUGACCUCAGCAAAUCUAGUGACAAGCGGAGCAUCUUUGGUAGUGCGAAGAAGGAGCAAGGCGACAAGAGCCACGGUCACCAGCAUCACGGCUCUAUGUCUGAGCUGAAACGCUUCUUCAAGAUGGGCCAUCGCAACAAGCGAUCCGAGUCCCCGACGUCCAUGCCUAAGAAAUCGAGUCGGUCAUCUGGCAAGUCUUCUUAUCAGGCGGCUCCAGACAAUGUUCCUUUUGCCGAUGACCAUGGUCUGAAUUCCAAGUAUGGAAAGCUGGGCAGGGUGCUCGGAUCUGGAGCUGGUGGCUCCGUGCGUCUUUUGAAGCGCAAUAGUGACGGCGUCACCUUUGCAGUGAAGCAAUUCCGAGACCGUCAUAACUGGGAGAGCUUGAAGGAGUACUCCAAGAAGGUGACUGCAGAGUUUUGUAUUGGCUCCACCUUGCACCAUGGCAAUAUCAUCGAGACCUUGGAUAUCAUUCAAGAAGGCCCUCGCUGGUAUGAGGUCAUGGAAUAUGCGCCGUUUGAUCUGUUUGCUAUCGUGAUGACAGGCAAAAUGGGCAAGGAGGAGAUUGCCUGCUCUUUCAAACAGAUCUUGAGCGGUGUGGCAUACAUCCAUGGCAUGGGUCUGGCCCAUCGGGAUCUUAAACUGGAUAACGUGGUGGUGAACGACCGUGGCAUCAUGAAACUCAUUGAUUUCGGAAGUGCUGUCGUAUUCCGCUAUCCGUUUGAGAAUGACAUUGUCCCUGCUUCAGGUAUCGUUGGCUCGGAUCCCUAUCUUGCCCCCGAGGUCUACGACGAGAAGAAAUAUGACCCCCGUCCCACAGAUGUUUGGUCGCUGGCGAUCAUCUUCUGCUGUAUGACCUUGCGUCGCUUCCCAUGGAAGCAACCGCGCAUGACCGACAACUCAUACAAGUUGUUCGUUUCCAGCCCGACCCCAGGCACCCCGGUUGCCGAACCUGACUCACACCGUCGGCCCAAGUCGACCCCCGAUCUUCCUUCCCAAAACCAUGACAAUAAGCGUCUGACUCCUCGCUCGAGCGGCGGACCUUCCGAUCAGUCUGGAUCGGAGCAGCAUGCAAACGGAACUGAAAACGGAGACGCGAACAAAACAGAGCCCUCGCAGGGGGAUCGCUCUCCCGAUACUGCUCAAAAGCAGAUCAGCCAAACCAGCAACGGCCCCCAUGAGCGGACCACCCGCACGACCAGCAAAGAGGCGCCACCGGUUCCGACAUCAUCCCAGAAUUCCGGGCAGCGCCAGGAAGUCAUCAAGGGCCCAUGGCGACUUCUCCGCAUCUUGCCGCGGGAAAGCCGGUACAUCAUUGGCCGCAUGCUGAAGACCAACCCGAAAAACCGAGCGACACUCGACGAGGUAAUGUCGGAUGACUGGGUAAGGAACAUUCAUGCAUGCCGACAGGACGAAACCGGUGAAACCAUCAGUGCCCCCGGCCACACGCACGUUCUCGAGCCCCCCGCUCAGAGCCCUGCUGUGGCCAGCAAAGCUACCAAAGCUAAAUAA
Molecule: messenger RNA, 2382 nt
Organism: Penicillium expansum
Lineage: Eukaryota; Fungi; Ascomycota; Eurotiomycetes; Eurotiales; Aspergillaceae
Exons: 3
Coding region: 1-2382 (793 amino acids)
Biological process (GO): intracellular signal transduction; protein phosphorylation
Molecular function (GO): protein serine/threonine kinase activity; ATP binding
Source: RefSeq, a predicted model, not a curated record